AUGGCCAUUCACAAUGCCCUCAAGCCCAUCAGAUCAAAAGAUUCUGACAAGCUCAUUGCCUGGCUCAGCACGUCCAACACGCAUCCAGUUGGCGGACCUUCUGGUAACGCCCAAGGAGCAUCAGUCCAAGUCAAGCAGAUUAUGACGCUACAUAGUGCUGUUCCGGGGCUUCCUGAAGUUGUUCAAGCACUUAAUGGAUGUCACAGCUAUCUGCUGCAAAUGCUAGGUGAUAUGCUCAACAAUGAGCGUGUCAAAUCUACCAAUGAUAUGGUUAGCCAGGGGCUAAAUGAUGAUGCACUUUCCGUGGGAGGUGGUGGGAGCUUUGGUACCUCUUUUGGAUCAGUCACCAAGAAGGUCUACGCUGUUUGA
Molecule: messenger RNA, 369 nt
Organism: Rhizoctonia solani
Lineage: Eukaryota; Fungi; Basidiomycota; Agaricomycetes; Cantharellales; Ceratobasidiaceae
Product: mutS domain-containing protein
Exons: 2
Coding region: 1-369 (122 amino acids)
Source: RefSeq, a predicted model, not a curated record